This is a messenger RNA of Heterobasidion irregulare TC 32-1, 483 nucleotides long. RefSeq lists its product as uncharacterized. The record is from RefSeq and is a predicted model, not a curated record. Gene Ontology annotation, cellular component: ribosome; mitochondrial large ribosomal subunit. The annotation marks the transcript as partial. The transcript is spliced from 4 exons. Gene Ontology annotation, biological process: translation; negative regulation of translation. Gene Ontology annotation, molecular function: mRNA binding; structural constituent of ribosome. Lineage: Eukaryota; Fungi; Basidiomycota; Agaricomycetes; Russulales; Bondarzewiaceae.
ACCGCACUCGCAUAUGCACGAGUAUGGCACCACGUCGACGCCAACGAACGUAUUCUUGGGAAACUCGCUGAGCGCAUUGCUCUUGUCUUGAUGGGAAAGCAUAAACCUAUCUAUGAUCCAGGAGUCGACUGUGGUGACUACGUUGUCGUCACCAACGCUCGUAAAAUCAAGGUAACAGGCAAGAAGCACGAACAAAUCGUCUACCGUCGCCAUACCAUGUUCCCUGGUGGACUGAAGGAGAUUCAGUACAAGGAUAUGAUGGCGAAGAAGCCGGAUGAAAUUAUCCGACAGGCAGUAUCAGGCAUGCUUCCUAAGAACCGGCUGAGAGACAGGCGAUUGGAGAGACUACGGAUAUUCGAGGGUGAAGACAUGGGCGUUCUCCAGAAUAAUAUAUUGAAACGGUGGGAAGACGGUACUCUGCGAGCUAUGUUUCGACCAAACAUACCGACGACGGCACAGGCAGCUGCGCCCCUACACUUGUAG